Messenger RNA from Hyaloscypha bicolor E, 951 nucleotides. RefSeq names its product GroES-like protein. The transcript has a single exon. Bases 1 to 951 code for a protein of 316 amino acids. Gene Ontology annotation, molecular function: oxidoreductase activity; zinc ion binding. The record is from RefSeq and is a predicted model, not a curated record. NCBI's taxonomy places the organism in Eukaryota, Fungi, Ascomycota, Leotiomycetes, Helotiales, Hyaloscyphaceae.
AUGAAAGCUUAUCUGUUGAGCGAUUCAGACACGCAGCUCCAGCUCAUCGACAUUGAAAAGCCCAGCCCUUCUGCUGGAGAGGUACUUAUUGAAGUCCAAGCUUGCGGGAUAUGUCAUUCAGACUGUCACAUCAUCAAUGGGUCCGGAGCAGCAUGGGUUCAAAGACCACGAAUCCUCGGGCACGAGGUAGCUGGGAAGGUCGUCGCCUUAGGAGAUGGGGUGCCAGAAGACCUUUUAGCGAAGAGAGUUGCAGUGGCCUUAGUCCCGCCAGCUACAGCAAUCGGGCUUGAUUUCGAUGGAGGGUAUGCGGAGUUCGCAGUGGCUCCGGUGAACACUCUCGUGCCUCUGCCUGAAAAUGUUAGCUUUGCGCAAGCCGCUGUUGCGACGGAUGCGGUGCUAACGGCUUACCAUGCUGUAGUUGCUGAAGCUGGAGUCGGCGUUUUGACAACUGUUGCCAUCAUUGGCCUUGGUGGUCUGGGAUCUAUCGGUCUCAGAGUUGCGGCUCUUCAAGGCGCGACAGUCUUUGGCAUCGACAUUGACGAAAGCAAAUUCGCGGCUGCUUACAAGAAUGGAGCGAAAAGUUGCUUUACCAGUCUUGCAAUGGCUAAGGAUGUCGUUUUCGAUGUAGUCGUGGACUUUGCAGGAAUGUCCGAAACCAUGGUAGCUGCACUGGGAGCUCUGAAGCGGGGAGGAAGGAUCGUUCUUGUUGGGCUUGGAUCGAAGGAGUUGACUUUACCCUCAUUCCCCAUCGUUUUCAAGAAGGUUGAAAUUAGGGGCUCGCUGGGAGGCACUAAGGCCGAAUUGGUCACAGUGUUAGCUUUAAUAUCUGUUGGUAAACUCACGCCGGUUUUGGAAGAAGUCCCUUUUGGGAAGCUGACUGAAAGUCUUCAUCGUUUGGGAGGAGGUAAGGUGGUCGGGAGGCUAUUCACGAGGCCAAAUCGGACAGAAUAA